Molecule: messenger RNA, 1938 nt
Organism: Ascochyta rabiei
Lineage: Eukaryota; Fungi; Ascomycota; Dothideomycetes; Pleosporales; Didymellaceae
Exons: 4
Coding region: 1-1938 (645 amino acids)
Biological process (GO): regulation of DNA-templated transcription; DNA-templated transcription
Molecular function (GO): DNA-binding transcription factor activity, RNA polymerase II-specific; DNA binding; zinc ion binding
Source: RefSeq, a predicted model, not a curated record
AUGGCUUCCACUACUACCAAUCUUGCUCCCGUAAAGCGAGCCUGCGAUAGCUGCCAUCGAAGGAAAGUCAAAUGCAUAGGUGAAGGCACAAACCCGUGCAAGAACUGUGUAUCCGCAGGUCUGGCAUGCACAUACAACGCCAUCCCCCAGAAAAAAGGGCCCAAGGGCAGCCGGGCCAAGGUACUUUCUGAACUACGUGAGAACCAACGCAACGCCCAACUAGCCUCCGGUUUCCCGCAGGAGCUUGGCCAUGAUGGACGUCCGUUAUCCUCCCAGAAUGUCCGAACACCAGGCCUGCUACCGCCAGCCCUGGUCGAAAGCUGUAUGGAGUUUUUCUUCGUACAUGUCUACCCCUCACAGCCUGUACUGCAUCGACAGCGUGCACAAGAAGCCGUCGUCAACAUGGACCGUUCAAUCGAGGCCUACUGCAUGGUUGUUGCCUUGUGUGCCUACGUGAUGAUCCAAGCAAACAUGAAGGUCCAGCCCAACCUUCUCGAACGCCCUGAGAUGGCCCAGAUGUCUAAUGUCAGCUUUGGCCACAUCUUGUUGGAAGAAUCUAUUCGUGUGCGGAGGGGAUAUGACUACCGCGAGAGUCCCACACACUGGACCGUCCUCACAUCAUGGCUGUACUGCGGGUGCUACUUUGGACUGGCCAAGGAGAACACAGCAUGGUCCUACCUUCGAGAGGCAACGACACAAGCACAACUUCUGGGAAUGCACGACGAAGAAACAUACAAGCACGACCCACUCGAUACCUCAAGGAAACGCGUACUCUACUGGCUGCUCUUCAUGGCCGAAAGGACAUAUGCUAUCCACAAGCACCGGCCAAUUACGCUCUACCCGACUAUACAUCCGCCUUCCCUGGACGAAGUACCUUCAGAUCGACCGGUCGCAGUUGGCCUUGAGCUGAUGAUCAAUCUGUACAAGACCAUCGACGACACAUUUGUGAACCUUUGGAACCGGGUUCACGGCCACGCCAAUCCUUCCUGGAUUGCGCAACUGCAAACACAGAUCUCAGAGGCGGUCCCAUCAUAUCUCGAGUGUACCGAGACUCAGGCCGUCGAGAUCCGGGUUACGCAGCAGUGGCUACGAGCCAUGGUAUGGCAGCUAUGCGUCUGUCAGGGACUUGUAAGCAGCGUCAGUCAGGACACUUCCAUGACGUUCAAGUUCCCCAUCCAAAUCUCAAGGGACAUCCUGACCAUGACACAACAAUUCUCGCAAACAACCAUGGAGGUACACGGCGUUGGUAUGAUCGAAAAGCUGUUCGAUAUUGCUUGCUGCCUAACUGACGUGGUCGCUUGCACGUCGUUUUCGCCAGAUGCAUUUAAUCUUGGCCCGCGAGAUUAUGUUUCUCGCUUCUUGAUUCUCAUUCAGACACUUCGCGGCGGACAGUCACGCUAUCUGCCACUGCUCCUCGCUAAGCUGCAGGAGGUACUACCCAACCUCCCUCUUCCCAGGUCCUUGAACUUGUCCCAAAGUCUCCCUACUCCAUCGAUCGGUCUUAAUGCCAGUGGCGGCAUGGUGCCUUCGAACGCAGGCGAUGACUUCUCGGCGCUUCCACCUGUCAUCUCUCCGGCGUAUCCAUCGACGGAGUUGAUCCGUCGCCUUGCAGCGCAAACAGGUGCUCAGCUCCCUUUCAGCACGUCUCAACAACCCAUGGUUGCUGCUCCGUCAUCCCACAUUGAUGAUAUGUCGCUCUAUGACACCACUCACAGCACAUCGCACUCUUCAGUGUCUGGGCCUAGGAGCAAUUCUGCCACACCAGGGCCUUUCGAACCUCCCAUGUCACAAGCGCGCACGCAAAUUGUCGGUCAUCCGUCCGUCCCCCAGCAUUCGCACAUGCAACCUCACAACAUCGGUGUAAAUCCUACCGCUUACGAUCCGCGCUUCAAUGUUCAAGGUUACCCAGUGGAUCCUGCGAUGAUGUACAAGCAAUAG